UGAGAGACACGGGUGGUGCUCCCCACAAUUACUUGGUGUGGGUCCGGCAAUAGGCGCCUAGGGGUGCCCUGAGGCUCCGCAGCAUGUGCCUGUACUGCUGGGAUACCGACACUACCCAAGUCAGCCCUGAAAUACCAAGACCGCUUCAUCCUUCAGCGGUGACAGAGAAGCAGAUUGUAGAUAAGCGUAUUCAUGAUAUGCAAAACCUAAAGAAAGAGAAGAGGAAAUUAAGUAAACGGUUUGCAAACCCUGCUCCUAUUCCAGACCGAGGACUCCUAUGGUCAGCUUGAUAAGGCAGGAGUCCAUAUGAAAGAAACCAUGCUCCAGACCAAAAUAUGCGGAUUUCUAACAUCAACUGGCAUAUCAUGACUUGACUUCAUCUGAAAAAUAAAUGCAAUACUCUGCCAUUUCAGCAAAAUAAACACAGCAGAAGCAUUAAUAUCCAAGCUACAGACUCUAAAAUUUUAUUAAAUACCUUAUCUCACUA
Molecule: messenger RNA, 487 nt
Organism: Microcebus murinus (gray mouse lemur)
Lineage: Eukaryota; Metazoa; Chordata; Mammalia; Primates; Cheirogaleidae
Gene: CCDC179
Product: coiled-coil domain containing 179
Source: RefSeq, a predicted model, not a curated record